CGCGAAGCGUUGUUGCUCCGCGCUCGCUCCAGUCGACUUGGCGCUGUGAACCACAGGUUACCCAGCGCCCCCAGUGCUGCUUCCAGACUCCCCCGGGGCUACCAACAACACCUCCACCCAGCCACGUUCUCCACACCCUCACCCUCGUCCUCCCUCGCCUCUCGAAACCUCACCACGACACUAUUCUCCAUGGCCUCCUCCGCCUCCACCCCCACCUCCACCUCCGCCUCUGUGGACCCCCAGCAGCAGCCCCAGCGCUCUGUCAACCUGCUAGUGGUGGCCGGACCCGACUCGCCGGAACUCUCCGUACUGAAACAACUGCCGUCUGCCGUUCAGGUUGUUGCCGUGGGCCGCAACAGCGCCGACUUCGCGCACCUGAGCGAGUCGCAGUGGCGCAGCGUGAACGUGCUGCUCAACUGCGGAGUGGGCAAGAAUGCGGGCAAGCGGGAUGACAUACGGGCCCUGUGGCCGCUGCUGCCCUCGCUGACCUGGAUGCACAGCGCCAGUGCGGGUCUGGAGCACCUGCUGUUUCCGGAGCUGGUGGAGGGACCCGUGGUGCUCACCAAUGCAAAGGGUGUAUACAGUCACAGCCUCGCGGAGUUCGCCCUCACCGCAUGCAACUGGUUCGCCAAGGACCUGCCGCGGCUGAGGAGGCAGCAGGCCGCGUGUCAGUGGGAGCCGUACGAUGUGGAGGAGUUGCGGGGCAAGACCAUGGGCAUCAUUGGCUAUGGUGACAUCGGUCAGGCGGUGGGGCGGCUGGCCAAGGCUUUCCGCAUGCGUGUGGUGGCGCUGCGGAGGCGGGUGGAGCUGACGGAGGAGGAGCGGGCGGCGGGGGUGGUGGACCAGCUGUUCCCCCCCUCCCAGCUGCCCGCCCUCAUGGCCACUAGCGACUAUGUGGUGGCCGCCACCCCCCUCACCCCCGCCACCGCCCGAAUGGUGGAUGCGACCGCCAUUGCCGCCAUGAAGCCCUCGGGCGUGUUCAUUAACGUGGGGCGGGGGGGAUGCGUGGAGGAGGAGGCGCUGGUGGAGGCCCUCCAAUCGGGUCGCAUCCGCGGGGCCGCUCUGGACGUGUUCGCAGUGGAGCCGCUGCCGCCCACCAGCCCGCUAUGGCACCUGGACAAUGUGUUGCUAUCACCGCACUGCGCCGACCGAACCAAGGAGUUCCAGUACGAGAGCCUGUCCUUCUUCCUGGACAACAUGCGCCGCUUCCUGGCAGGGCAGCCGCUGACCAAUGUGUGCGACAAGCGGAGCGGGUACUGAGGGGGUGGUGGGGGAGAGGGGUGGCAGGGCAUUGUGGGGUGCGGGAAUGGGGGCAGCAUGGGGUGGUGGGUAAAAAAGAGGAAACUGACGAGCUGCGUGACGAGGCUGGCGGGGAUGGUGGAGGGUCGGGAGCUGGGGGAGGGCAGCAACAGUAUUUAUUUCAAGGGCAGGUCUUCACAGCAGCGCGAGCAGGAGCAUUAUAAGCAGGAUGAGCAGCAAGCGCACAGGAGGGUUAGGAGGUGGUGAAUGGGGAUUUGCUGCAACGGGCUAGGAGUAAGUAGGAAGAUGAAGAGGAGGCGGUGGAGGAGGAGGAGCGAGGAAGAAGGCGUUCAGGAAAGCAAGAAGGUGCGGUAUGCUAACCGAUAGACCUGCGCCGCGAGCGGUGUGUUAAGAAAACUGGCCGCGAGUAGCGGUGUGUGUGAGGUGGGUGGUGGCGCCUGGGUGAGGCGAGCUCCGGGGGUACGGAUGGGGGGAAAAUUAUAAAUAAAUGCAACAACGCAAUCCCAAUCCCGAAUCCCGACUCAUGCAGUGAGCGCAUUCGGAGACACUAAUCUACGGAUGGGGGGAAGCAGCCGGAGGGGUGAUGGGCUGCUAUAGCGGUGAUGGGGGUGACGGCGGUCAGGCGGCG
This is a messenger RNA of Astrephomene gubernaculifera, 1888 nucleotides long. The record is from the annotation of a GenBank genome assembly. NCBI's taxonomy places the organism in Eukaryota, Viridiplantae, Chlorophyta, Chlorophyceae, Chlamydomonadales, Astrephomenaceae.